CAGAGAAAGACAACGCUGUGCCAUGCCCCGGAUCAAGGACACUAGAACCACCAGGCAAAGCCUGCUUCACUACCGACCCUCUCGGGCGCUUCUUGGCCCAAUGGCAACGAGGAUCAACGGCCUUUUGUCGGUGCCAUGACGGUGCAUGGUCAACCUUAGCAUGACGUGCAGCUUGCACGUGUUGACAAUUCCCAGCCAGAUUCGGUCCGUUUGACUGCGGGCAUGCUCCCCAGACCAGCAACUCCGGCCGCAGACUGCAGUGCAAUGGCCCGGCACUACUAACCGAGGUGCGCCGUGCCAAGUGCCCUUCUCCACAGACGGGGUUUGUUGUGGUCGCGGGGCCCCGGAUUGUGGCGCCCACGGGAGUGAUCUGGUGUAACGGUGAAAAGGCGUUGACGAUCCUGGGGAAAUUCGCCCUGGAAGACGCACUGAAACGCAACAUCGCAAGGCUUUCGCGAGCCAGGUGGUGGCCUACCUCGGCAGCAUAGUUUUUUUUUGAAGGGCCGAGCAGACGCCGACAAUGUCACCUCCAAAGAUGAAGGCUUGGUAGGUUGCCGUGGUCGUCGCCAUCAAGCAAAAAUCUACCUAUUUAGGUCCCGGACCCUCGCUGCCAUGAUGCUCCAAAACACCACCAGCCAGCCUCAUCGCCUCCGAAGAGCCCAUCCAGUAACGACUAGCCAAAAUGAAGCUGUCAUCGACCUUUUCCGUCCUCACGGUGGCCACUUUGGUUCACGGCCAUGGUUACCUGACCAUCCCGUCCAGUCGGACACGUCUUGGCUCCGAGGCUGGCCUUGACUCCUGCCCCGAGUGCUCCAUUCUCGAGCCUGUCUCGGCCUGGCCCGAUCUUGACGUUGCUCCUGUUGGCCGCAGUGGACCCUGUGGUUACAACGCCCGCGUGAGCAUCGACUACAACCAGCCUCGCGCUGGGCUGUGGGGCAACUCUCCCGUCGCCCGCUACUCUCCUGGCCAGACCAUCGACGUUCAGUGGUGCGUCGACAACAAUGGUGACCACGGUGGCAUGUUCGCCUACCGUAUCUGCCAGGAUCAGGCGCUCGUCAAGAAGUUCCUCACACCUGGCUAUCUCCCCACCGACGAGGAGAAGCAGGCCGCCGAGGACUGCUUUGAGAGGGGCACCCUUCCCUGCACCGACGUCUCGGGCCAGAACUGCGGCUUCAGCCCUGACUGCUCCCCCGGUCAGCCGUGUUGGCGCAACGACUGGUUCACCUGCAAUGCUUUCAAUGCCGGUGACCGUCGCGCCUGUCAGGGCGUUGACAAUGCUCCCCGCGGGUCUUGCUACACCUCGAUUGCCGGAGGUUUCCCCGUCACCAAGAAGAUCAAGCUCCCCAACAUCAACGUCGGUCACACCCUCCUGAGCUUUAAGUGGAACUCGUUCCAGACCGGUCAGAUCUACCUGUCCUGCGCAGAUAUUGCCAUCGGCGAGGGCAGCGGCACCGUCGACCCGCCUGCUUCGACCACCUUCUCGACUGUCAUCACCCCCGGUGCCUCGUGUGCUGCCGCCCCGUCGGUGCCUGUCGUCUUCAACGAGAAGGCCACCACUGCCUAUGGCCAGAACAUCAAGGUUGUUGGCUCCAUCGCCGCGCUCGGCAGUUGGAACCCGGCCAACGCUAUACCCCUCUCUGCUGCCGGUUACACCAACUCCAACCCCGUCUGGUCCACCACCCUCAACCUGGCUCCUGGCACUUCCUUCACCUACAAGUUCAUCAGGGUGGACAGCAACGGCGCUGUGACCUGGGAGAGCGAUCCCAACAGGUCCUACACCGUUCCUGCUGCCUGCCAGGGCCAGAGCGUGGCUGUCGAUUCCACCUGGCGCUAA
Podospora pseudopauciseta is the source of this 1834-nucleotide messenger RNA. RefSeq lists its product as uncharacterized. The transcript has 2 exons. Bases 683 to 1834 code for a protein of 383 amino acids. The record is from RefSeq and is a predicted model, not a curated record. NCBI's taxonomy places the organism in Eukaryota, Fungi, Ascomycota, Sordariomycetes, Sordariales, Podosporaceae. Gene Ontology annotation, molecular function: starch binding.